Messenger RNA from Teleopsis dalmanni, 3242 nucleotides. RefSeq lists its product as uncharacterized. Gene Ontology annotation, molecular function: DNA-binding transcription repressor activity, RNA polymerase II-specific; histone deacetylase binding; RNA polymerase II cis-regulatory region sequence-specific DNA binding. The transcript has 7 exons. Gene Ontology annotation, biological process: cell fate commitment; regulation of transcription by RNA polymerase II. Lineage: Eukaryota; Metazoa; Arthropoda; Insecta; Diptera; Diopsidae. Gene Ontology annotation, cellular component: cytoplasm; nucleus. The coding region runs from base 192 to 3242 and encodes 1016 amino acids. The record is from RefSeq and is a predicted model, not a curated record.
AAUUUCUUAAUAUUUCGGAAAUGAAAUGGAAUCAAUAAUUCAAUUAUAUCUUGCGCAACUGAGUUUCCUGUAUCCCUAAAAACUAGAGGCAGAUUUCAACAGGCAAAGAUACAUACCACAAUUGAAACUUCUAAAAUUGCUUUAAUUAAAAAAUAGCCAUACAAAGAAAUUUUUAAUUUUAAUAAAUCAAAAUGAACAUCCAUCAGCAACAUAAUCUACAUUUGCAACAAUCAUCCAAUACCACCAGCAAAAUGAACCAACAUAAUACCACCAGCAGCAAUAACACAUUAUCCACAGUUAAUACACAUACAAUAACAACAAAUAUAACAACAGGUACAACAACAAUACAAACAACAACAACGGCAGCAGCAGCGGCAGCGGCGGCAGCUGUAGGUGUGACAAGAGCUAUGAGCCCGCCAAAUAAUGCACGUAGUCCUUCACCGGAUGGUAGUCGGGACUACGAUGUGACACGUAUGAGAGAGCAAGAUUUUCAACGGCUGGCCGUCUAUAUAGUUCCAGAUGUGCAGUGCGAGCGCGGCACACCGAAUAGGGCAGAUAAAACGCUGCCACGUAGUUUAACUUUGAAGCCAUCAAUGGUUUUUUCAACGCCAAAUGUUAAGACUGAAGGAGUUUGGAGCAUCGGUGUUAUACCACGCGGCACACGUUUUGGUCCAUUUGAAGGUGUUCCAACUCCACAAUAUCCCAACGAUAAGAAUAAAGCAAGAUACUUCUGGCGGGUGCAGGGAACACGCCACAUUACCUACGGGAACAUUAAGAUCUUCAAGGAUGAUGAUUUUUACUACUUGGAUGGUUCGGAUCGUGCACAGUCUAACUGGAUGCGUUACGUAGCCUCCGCAUAUAGUCUAUCCGUCAUGAAUUUGGUUGCGUGUCAACAUCAGGAGAAUAUCUACUUCUAUACAACACGGGACAUUAGACCCAACGAAGAGCUGAUGGUCUGGUACUGCAAGGAUUUUGCUAGGCGGCUUGGCUAUGAUGUUGAUCCGGAGCGCACUAUAUUUGGCGCCUGCAAGCAUUCAGCAGAAGAAGACGAAGAUGAAGACAUGACUGAAGAGGAUAUGUUAUGCCACAAGAAACCCUCCACUUCACCAUAUGCCAUGCCUGCACCAGAAAUUCCACAUGAGGUGGCCUACAACCAUAUUACGUAUGUUAUGGGUCUACGUUUACCACCGCCUGUACCAACAGCAGCUUCAAGUAAUUCAAAUAGACCUUCAAUCACACCCAGUCCUUCCCCGCCCAUUCCCAACACAGUAUCAGCAAAUACCAGUAGCCAACAACUAACACAGCAGCAACAUAUGCAUCCGCAUAUACUGCAUAGUCAGCAGCAACGUUUACACACGCAUCAAGUCCCGCACCAAAUUCCUCACCAUCAAACCCUGCAUAAUGUCUUGCAAGAGUCGACUUCAGUUAUUGUACGUGAUCGUUCUCCAGCCAGUAGCGAUUGUGGCUCGAAAGAUGUGAAGGACACGCAGUAUGAACACCAAUUAACGCCAAACGAUGGCAGCGUACGUUCAGUGCGUUCCGAUGAAGGCUAUCAUAGUAAUGAGUACCACGAGGACAACUUGACUCCACCAGAAGAUUCCAGUGAUAGCGAAAGCGAACACAAUUACGUGUUGGACUGUUCUAAGAAGGCAAUAGCACCCAAAGAGACUGUUAUAACUCACCCACAGAAACAAACUAACAUUGUUGCAAACAACAGUGGCGUGGCAGUAACCGCUGCAGCUGCCGUCGCCGACUGCGACAAAAAUGAAUAUCGCAAAUUUAAGGUUAAAAUGCCGCUUAAAUACGAGUUCAAAAAUAGCAAAUGCAGCAUCAAGACUGAGGCGUGCCACGCCAACACUAACCUAAAUGAAUCACCAACUGAAACGGCCAACGCCACAUCAAGUGAGGAUGAUCUUUUAGGUGCGACUGAAACAACAAUCCCUUGCACUACGUCCAUAAUGAAUGAUGAGCCAAUGGCACAAGAACAUGAGCCAGCAUCGACCACACAUGGCUUGACGCAACAAGCUUCGAGUACUGUCAUUGUGCUAGAGCACAGUGCUGCGCAUCCAACACGUACCAUUAUGCCACUAAACAAGCCGUACUACGAAGCUGAAUCAACUUCACCACCGCCAACACAAGGACAAACUGCAUCACCCUACAUACGCUUUUCACCCCCUUCCUCAAGCAUACUUGAAACAAUACUGACCGGUCAGCAUCGCUUGGAAGCUGCUGCUGUUGCAGCUGCCGCUUGCCGCCAGGUAAAUUCCGCAACACCACCACCAACAUCACCGACUGAAAUGGCUUAUUCAUACAAAAAAUCACAACGCUAUGUCAAUGCAGUAAGUCCGGACUCAAGUUCGAAUCUACCGCAAGCACAUGACCAAAUCAAUGAUGCUCAUGAAACCGAGGUGAUUGUCGCAACGACACGCAUUAAAGAAACAUGUUCACCACCUCCGCAUAGCCAACAUCACGUCAUAUUCUCACCAGCUCCAGCGCAUGCCACUUACGUCAAUGAUGGACAACAAACACCACCCUAUUCCACAUACUCGCCGUACUCCAACGGCAGUACGAAUGGUGGCACAGUACACGGUUUACAUGCACCCACCUCUACGUUCCAUUCACCGCCACACAGCGCACACUCACCAUUUGAUCGUCAGUCCAGCACAUCAAGCGGUUCCAUGCCUAAUUUGCAUUUAUUGCAGAGCAGCACACAAAUGCUUAAUCAUCCAUUGAUGCAACCGCUGGCACCACUGCAGCGUUUAUCACCGCUACGCAUAUCACCACCGAGCAGUCUCAGUCCGGAUGGUAAUUCAUGUCCACGUAGUGGAAGUCCAUUAAGUCCCAACUCAUUGGGUUCACGUGGCUAUCGUUCACUGCCGUAUCCACUUAAGAAGAAGGAUGGCAAAAUGCACUAUGAAUGCAAUGUUUGCUGCAAGACAUUCGGACAGCUAAGCAAUUUAAAAGUGCAUUUACUCCCCUUUUAUCAUUAUCAUAUUACCACUGUUCUGAAGACAAAGUGCAGCAGCACAUGCUCUUCGAAUGCGAAUAGUGAAUGGCGGAAUGCUUGUGAUCACACUCCAUGCAUCCGUGGUAAUAGUGCUCAUGGUUUUGGCAUGACUACGACUGGUUGGGACACAUCAUCAGAUUGCCUAUCGAAAGAAAGCAGUAAAAGAUAUUUGAAGAAGGAAUUCCGAGAACGCGUAAAAGAGGACUAUCCAGAAAGAGUAGAUCAAUGUGGCUAA